AUGAGUGACGAACAGGGAAUCAAUUUGGCAUUGGACCCAAACCUUAUUACGCUGCCCCUCAAUGGGUCCACAGGAACCACAACAACGUCACCGCUCGAAAUGGACACUGCAGCAGGCACCGACACCACGGCCAAACCGAAAGUAUCGCUAGUGGACAACCCGCACGAGAUGUACGGACAGAUGCCCCUUGCACAACUGGUCCCACUCAUCUUGCAACAACGACAGAUCCCCUUCUCGCAACUGCUAGAACAGAAUAUCAUUAAUAGCAUGUCUGGGGACGAACAGCCGUUCAUCCCAGAGGAGCAGACCGUGGAUAUGGCAGAGUCAGGUGCCCUGAAUAACAGGAGGGGGCAAGACGAGACGUUCGCGUCUAUACGCGCCAACAUGGUCGAGCAAACAAACGUAGCGUUGAACGAGGCGUCCCUCGCAUUGGAGACCGUUGCGCUGCUGUUGAGCGCCACGAGGGAGAGUAACGCAAAGGCUUCGAUCUCACCAUUCUUGAAGAACACGGUGCCCUUGCGGUCCCUAAACAGCGAUAGCGUCUUGCAACAACCGAGUGAGCCUCUAGACGAUUUGAAGUUUGCCCUAGGUUGGAAGCUAAAGUGUCUAGAUGACUGCAAGAAUAAACUCAGAAGGGAAGUAGACACCCUCAGGGCCACUUUGGAAAGAGAACACCUCUACUGGAGGAAGAUUGGCCAGUACAUCAAGAACAGCGACGUCGUCUUCAAAAUGAGAGAUAAGUCUACUGGGUUGAAAGCUAUCGCACUGAAAUUCGGGUACGAGGACUCAGGGUCUGCGUACAGGUACGACCGGGGGAUCGCUAUUCUGAGAAACCGGCCAGAGUCCGAUAUGCUAGAGUUGGUGCCCGUGGCAAGCACGCGAGACGGGCCAAGAGGGUUCCAGGAGAAAUUACUGAGGGUCAGAAUAUUCACCAAGAUAGCAUCAGAGGAGGACUAUAUAUUCAGUGGAGAGAGUACGUUACAGGACAAUGCGGAAGGUAGUGUGUUCAACAACGAGAAUAUCCGCGGGCAAAUAAGCAAGUUGAAGGAUAUCAUAUUUGAAAAGGAACUCAUGUACCAGUUGAAGAGGGAGUGUGCUCCCUUGAUCUCGUACGGUGUGAGCAUCGAGAAUGAGAACAAAGUGGUCAUGGAGUUACCCAACGAGAAAUUCGAGAUAGAGUUGGUCAGUUGCGACGAGAGUUCCAUGGCAAACCACGAUCAUGAUAACCCGAGAACCAACGAUAGGAGGGCUAACCUCUUCCUCAUCACUCUGAGGAUGCUUCUCAUUGUACAGUUCAAAAAGAACAUAAGACGAGGGCUGGCAAUGAAUGUGUCCUCCUCGAGGCGGGGGCCUGAAGACAUUCUGUUGCUCAGACCAUUGCUUGCGAAAUUACGACACCAGAACUACAAGAUAUUGCUGCGAAUGAUCAUCAAGGACAAUUUCUUGGAAAUGGUACAGGGCUCUACCGUUGAAGAGCAAGACAACACGCCGAGAGAUGAUGCAGGUACGAAUUCUGCGAGAGUACUGGACAGACACAUAUACAAACUCAACAGUGAAAUCGACGCGUUCAACCAGCUGAUAAACUACCCGAGUACUCUUUUCACAUUGAAAACUGCAACUGGCGAAGCACUGACAGUGUCGCUAGAGUUGCCCAACUAUUGCAACGCUAAGAUCGAGGUCUCCUACACGAGUUUCCAUGCUAAGUUCUCCGAGUUUAAAGAGGCGGAAGAGUUUCUGCACUUCCUCGUUAACGAAUACGUGAACAAGAGUCAACCGCCACUGAACCAGGGCGGAGAGGACCCACCGUUAUCCGUCACAUCGAGAUAG
Molecule: messenger RNA, 1827 nt
Organism: Huiozyma naganishii CBS 8797
Lineage: Eukaryota; Fungi; Ascomycota; Saccharomycetes; Saccharomycetales; Saccharomycetaceae
Gene: SRB4
Product: Srb4p
Exons: 1
Coding region: 1-1827 (608 amino acids)
Biological process (GO): regulation of transcription by RNA polymerase II
Cellular component (GO): core mediator complex; mediator complex
Molecular function (GO): transcription coregulator activity
Source: RefSeq, a predicted model, not a curated record